Molecule: messenger RNA, 4560 nt
Organism: Engraulis encrasicolus (European anchovy)
Lineage: Eukaryota; Metazoa; Chordata; Actinopteri; Clupeiformes; Engraulidae
Gene: vasna
Product: vasorin a
Exons: 6
Coding region: 698-2920 (740 amino acids)
Cellular component (GO): extracellular matrix
Molecular function (GO): protein binding
Source: RefSeq, a predicted model, not a curated record
GCAAAAGUUCGCCCUCGUCUGAGCGCUGGGACAGCUCUGACACGCGGAGUUUAUAUCGUCCACACAUUGAUGCUGAGAACUUUCUCAUGAGUGGCCAACACAACGCAUAACAAAGAGCCGCUUUAGGAAACACAAUCAUUCCGGCGUUGAUUGUAAUGGGAUUUUAAUAAUCGAGACUGACGGAGUCUUCAUUUUUUGUUCGCGGAGACUGGACACACCACUUCUUCACUCGCCCCGUAGCCUACAUCUCACCCAGGUGUGGAGAUGCCCACAACUAUGAAGCCCACCAUAGCUGUGACGACUUUAUCUACGACUGAGAGUGGAUUCUGCUGAAUUCUGCUGCCGCCUUCUUUUGGGAGGGAGUGGGCAGACAGACAGACCACAAACAAGACAGUGCAGUCUGGGGAGGGAAUAGACAAGCCUACGGACCAUCAGCCACACAGUCCACUGUCGUCUGUGCAGUACGACCUACAGGCCGAGAGACACAGCCAGCCAGUUCACUGCCAUCUGUGCAGUCCGACCUACAGGCCGAGAGACACAGCCAGCCAGUCCACUGCCAUCUGUGCAGACACACAUACAGACUGAGAGACAGUCCAGUCCAGUCCACUGCCAUCUGUGCAGACACACAUACAGACUGAUAAACAGUCCAGUCCAGUCCAGUCCACUCUGGAAGGGGACAGCCAGACAGUGAGACAGGAUGAGGUCCCUCACUCCAAGAUGUCCGCCCCCGCUCCUCCUCCUCCUACUACUCCUCCUACCCUCCCCUGGCCUUAGCAGCGAGUGCCCGGAGAGCUGCAGCUGCAUGCCCGGCGGCGACAGCAUCUUCUGCAUGGAACGGCGCUCCAGCCACAUGCCCAGCUCCAUCCCCUCCACCACCAAGCACCUCUACGUGUUCCAGAACGACAUCGAGGCGCUGUCCGAGGAAGACUUUGCGGGGCUCGGCGGCCUCGAGUCGCUGGACCUGAGCCAGAACGAGCUGACGGAGCUGCCCGACGGCGUCUUCUCCCAGCUCUCCUCGCUCCGCAACUUGGACCUGUCGGCCAACCAGAUCGCGCACGUCUCCGAGCGCUGCUUCCGGGGCCUGGCCUCCCUGGAGCGCCUCUACCUCUUCAACAACCGCAUCCAGAGCAUCCACCCGGACACCUUCGAGGGCCUGGACAAGCUGCUGGAGCUCAAGCUGCAGCUCAACGCCUUCGCGGUGCUGCCGCCCAUACGCCUCUCCCAGCUCCUGCUGCUGGACAUCAGCCACAACCGCAUCCAGCCGCCGGCCGCCUCGGACCUCCAGAGCCCCAAGCUGGAGUCCCUGAAGAUGGCCGGGCUGGGCCUCACCGACCUGGACGAGGAGCUGAUGAGCUCCCUGCACAACCUCCACGACCUGGACCUCUCCCAGAACCAGCUGGUGGCCAUGCCCGCCGCCCUCAGGUCCGCGCGGGGGCUGAUCAGCCUCAGCCUGGCCUCCAACCAGCUGGGAGGGCUGGUGAAGGAGGACUUUGAGAACCUGGUCUCGCUGCAGGAGUUGGAUCUGAGUCACCUGAACCUCCAGGGUUUUCCGGAGGGCUUCUUUCAGCUCUUCCCCAGGCUGAGGGAGCUGACGGCCGCAGAGAACCCUUUCAACUGCCUGUGCCCGCUGGCCUGGUUCCCUUCCUGGCUCAGGAACCACAAGGUGUCCCUGGGCCGCAAGGAGGAGACGCGCUGCCACUUCCCCCCCAGCAACGCGGGCCGCGUCCUGGUCGAACUGGACCACCGGGACUUCGGCUGCCCCGUCACCACCACCGUGGCCACCCGCCCGCCCACCGUCAGCAGCACCCUGGCCCCGCCGUCCCCAACGCCAGGCACGGGAACCGGAACUGGCACCGGGACCACCACGCCAUCCCUGCCCAGCUACAUCACCCCUUCCCUGGAGGCUGGAGACCCCCAUCACCCCCCACAUCACCCCCACCCGCCGGCAGCCUCCCCCAGCGGCGCCGAGGAGGGGGACCGCGAGGAGCUGAUGUGUCCCGCCACCAUCUGUUUGAACGGGGGCACUUGCAAGUUCAACCAGCAGGGACAGGUGGAGUGUUUGUGCCCGCCUGACACCACGGGCAUCUACUGCGAAGACCUGGAGGAGUCCCCGUCGCUCCCCUCCUCGCCUCGGAUCGCCGUGGCCCCCGCCGCCACCGCGGCGGCCACGCCGGAGCCGGACAUCAGCGCGCUGCUGGUGACCAGCACCUCCAUCACAGUGGACCUGCACCGCUACAUCGAGACGCGGCCGCACAUCCGCGGCAUCCGGCUGACCUACCGCAGCCUGUCCGGGCCCGACCCGCGGCCCAUCCGCCUCAGCAUCCCCAUCUCCUACCCGGAGUACACGCUGCGCGCCCUGCGGCCCAACAGCACCUACUUGGUCUGCGCCGGCAACUUCGGGGAGGACGAGGCCGACGACACGGCCGCCGAGACCUGCUGUACCAGGGCGCGGACGGAUGACUACCCAGCGCAGCAGCCGGAGCCAGCCCACACCGAGGGUCCCCCGGUGUCCCUGCUGCAGCUGGCUCUGGCCGGCCUGGCCCUAGUGAUGGUGGUGAUGGCCUGCCUGUUGGCCGCCUGGUUCCUACGCAGGCGGCGGAGGAGGAAGCUGGCCAAGGCUGGGCACAUAGAGCUGGACACUGAGGGGGGAGAGCACACGGAGCUGGAGGGGGUGAAGGCCUGUUUGGAGAACGGCAACGGGAACGGUGGAGUGGGUGGUGGUGGUGGUGGUGGUGGUGUUGGGGGCGCGCUUCCCCAAAAGCAGCCGGCCGAGAUCAUCAUGACCUGCUCCUCCCCCAGUAGUCCGACGCAGACCACCACGCCGAACGGCAUAGAGUACGAAGCGCUGCUCGUGCAAGGGGGGGGGCAACACCAUCAGGGUGGCACCACCAACAACAACGUGAAGCCCUCGUACUUCUGAAGCCUGGACACGAGACAGAGAGAGAGCAAGAGACAGUCAACAGAGUGUAGUUGAAGGCAACUGGACUUCUUCUUCUUCGCAGCGUUAACUACAACUAAACUCUUUUGACUAGGCUGACCGGGAUGAAUGAGAAUCCUCACAGACGAAAGAGAGAGGGAGAAGCAGCUUUUCAGCUGUAGGUGUUCUUUUACAGUAAGGACAGCUAUUCUGCUGCCGUUCAGACCACCAGCCCAUAGUGGGCGCUCUGUCUGGCUUUGCCUUUUACCUUACUAUUCCCAUUCUUCCCCCAAUACAAUGGCUACGCUGCGGGCUAACUGACUGCUAACUGCUCCAGAGCAAGUGUGAGAGGAAAUGUGAAAAAACAGUUCUGCUCAGCCUGGCUUUGGCCUUGGCCUUGAACCUUACCUAACCAUACUCCCCUUCUCUCCCUAAACAGUGGCCAUUCCAGUGGCUAACUGACUGGGCUAACUGCUUAAGAAAAAGCGAGAGAAGAAACGACGCCUGCUAAGCUGUUGCUCUGCCUGGCUUUGAACUUUACCUUACUUUCUUUCUCCCCCAAGCCAAACAACAGCCAUGCCGAUGGCUAACGGACUGCUCAACUUCUCAAGAGCAAGGAGAGAAAAAAAAACACACACACAUACACACACCCAAGCCAGCUUAACUUUCGCUUUGCCAAAAAAAAUCCCAGUAUUGAAAAGUGCAAUUGCCUACGGAGGUGUUUUUUUUGUUUGUUUGUUAUUUUCAUCGACUUUUGCUCUUGAAAAUGAAGGUGCCUUUUUAUAUUGUCGCAUUUCUCAUAUGUCUGGCUGGCUUGUAUCGUAACGAUUUCUUUUUGUACCCGUAAAACUCAAAAGAUGUAAUAACUUUUGCAAAUCGUUGUUGCUGGACGGACUUGAGGGGAAGGAGUCGUUGCGUCGAGACACGGGGGAGUGUGCUGGGAAGACUGUCGUACAGUAACUGUAAAAUUGGCCCCAGUCCCAAGCAGGGCCGCUGAUAGCUUUUGCCAGGCCCAGGACAAAGUCAUCUGAAAGGGCCCCCACCCCCCAUCCAUCGCAUACAAUGUGAAAACCCAGGCUUGGGGCCCCUCUCUUUCUGGGCCCUGGACAACUGAACCCUUUGCCCCCCCCCCUGGGCCCAAGGACUGACUGAGAGAGUUGAGGCCGUGGGGAGCCAGAGGGAGGAGAAGGAAUAUUGAGAAAGGGAGUGGAGAGAUGAGGAGAGAGAGAGAGAGAGAGAGAGAGAGAGAGAGAGAGAGAGAGAGAGAGAGAGAGAGAGAGAGAGAGAGUUGGUGGGACGGUUGUUUGGGGGAUUGGGGAGAAAGGGAAAGAACAGGAAACUCACCGAAGUGAGUGAAUGUGUGUGUCGUGUGUGUGUGUGUGUCAUGUGCGUGUAUGUGUGUGUGUGUGUGUGUGUGUGUGUGUGUGUGUGUGUGUGUGUGUGUGUGUGUGUGUGGCGUGUGUGUGUGACAGCGUGCGACACAACACGGCGGGCCGACACACACCAGGGCUGCUGUGAGUGAGCACUUUUGUCACCGUGGCGAUGGGCCAUUUUCUUUCGUCUCCUGCUCUGCUCUGCUCUGUUCUGCUCUGCUCCGCUGACUCCUGUUUUCAGAACGCUGCACUGACGGGGGAUGGGGGGGG